GAGAUUGCUCGAAUUGUCAGUACGUGUACAGCGAUAAGCUCGCGCGGUUACGUCGUCGGGCCGCGGUCGAAUUGGAGUGAGUCGUUUGGGGGACAGUUGCGCUUAUCAGUCGCGGUGAAUUGCAUGCGAUAACGCAAAACGUCGAGGUGCAAGUCGUCCCGACGUCUGACGAUAUAGUCAAGCCCGCCGUCGCGAUGCGCGAAUUUUGAAAACUAGAGUGGAGGAGACGCUGGUUGGUUUUUAACAGCGUAAUCUCGCACAGCGAUGUCUCGUACGUGUUUCCAUAAAGAGGAAAUCGCGAAAACGUAGAUUUAAUUUUACCAGGUGUAUUCCACUUCGUUGGUGUAGUACGUGAGCGCGUCAUCGACGCGACGACUUUCCUCAUUCGGGACCGUCGACUUUCCCGACUCGGAAACGCACGCGCGCGAGAGCGACCGCGAGAAGAAGAGAAAGAGCAGAAGAGAUGUGAAUUCGGGUGACGCUUCCAACGGCGCGUAUUCAACGAGGCCACGUGGACCACGUCGGCAGCCAGGAAAAAUAUGUGCCAAUAUGUCCGAGGACGACGCGCAGGAAGCAGCCAGCGAGGAGAUCGGCGGACAGGGGUCCCUCUACGUGUUUCCGGGUGCGGGCCGCCCCAGCUGCGCGACGUCUUCGUCGUCGUCGACGACGAUGACGAUGCCGCUCCAGUCGUCCUUCCUCCACGGUGGCUCGAUGGGCAUCUCGACCUCGACAAACACAAGUACGAUGAUGACAAUCAGCAACGUGACGGUGGCCAGAACGUUCACGAGAGCCAGCAACGGCGACGAGGACGAGGACGCCGUGGAGGAGGAGGUGACAUCGCCCGCCAGGAGACGACCGUUCCCCAGAACGCACGCGAGGUCGGCCAGCCACGGUGGUGUCUUGGCGGACUGCACGACAGGAUGGCAGGCGACGUACGGGUCCUUCCUGGGCCCGUUAACGACGAGCGGCGGAAGCGCGACGGCCGCGGGUCGCCCGUCGGCGCUGAAGAAGCCGGGUCACCAGAGAGCCUUCAGUCAGGGUCAGGUGGCGGAUGUGCAAGGCCAGUCCGUAACGGGACACAAUCGUGUCGGCUCCAGAACGGACUUUAUCCUGCCUCCGGGUCACAGGGAGGACGGCAGCAGACCGCCCACUGCCGGCAGGAUGCCUUCCUUUCGAGGCCAUUCGCGUCAGGCAUCCAGAUCGGAGUCUAUAUACACGAUAAGACGUAGCGUCGCGCCUCCUUGGUGGAGGAGGAUAUGGGCCUACUGUUUUGGUCCACUGCCAGAAGAGCCUCGUUUAAGGACAAUAGUACCGAAUCACUUAGUUUCCCCAAAGACUCCAGCGAGUCAGCAUCCUAACGGUUGUAGGGUGGACAACAGGGUACGCACAACCAAGUAUACGGCGCUGAGCUUUCUACCUCGCAAUUUGCUGGAGCAGUUCCACCGUGUAGCCAAUCUGUACUUCAUAUUCAUUGUGCUGCUUAACUGGGUGCCGGCUAUAAACGCCUUCGGCAAGGAGGUCGCCAUGAUCCCGGUAGUCUUCGUCCUAGGUGUCACCGCGCUCAAGGACUUCUUCGAGGACCGCCGACGACUCGCCAGUGAUCGGCGUGUGAACAAUUCCACCUGCCGCGUCUAUGUCAGUGAGGGCGACAGAUACGUGAAGGUAGCGUGGAAAGAUGUCAAGGUGGGUGACCUGGUCCACCUCUCGAACAACGAACUGGUACCAGCCGAUCUCUUGCUUCUGCGAAGCAGUGAUCCUCAGGGAUUAGCUUAUCUCGAUACGUGUAAUCUCGACGGUGAGUCGAAUCUGAAGCAGCGCCAGGUUGUCAGAGGUUUCCUCGAUCUGCAGGAUACCUUUCAGCCUUCCAAGUUCCGAUCGGUAGUUGAGGUCGAUCAGCCAAGUACUAGAAUAUAUAGGUUUCACGGCGCCGUGGUGCAUCCAAACGGCGGCAGAGUGCCCGUAUCCACGGAGAACCUCUUGCUCAGGGAGUGCGUCUUAAAGAACACCGAUUUCGUCGAGGGUAUAGUUAUAUACGCCGGUCAUGAGACCAAGGCGUUGCUGAAUAACGGCGGACCCAGGUACAAGCGUUCCCGUCUGGAGAAAUACAUGAACCGGGACGUAAAGUGGUGUGUGGUGAUAUUGGUGACAUUGUGCCUGAUCGGCGCAUGUGGCUGCCGAUUAUGGUUGGCCACGUACGCGGACACUGUGGCGGCGAUACCGUUCCUGCCGGUGCUGCACGAGCCGCUCUACGAGAGCAUGCUGACCUUCUGGACCUUCGUCAUAAUAUUCCAAGUGAUGAUACCGCUCAGCUUGUACGUGACGAUCGAGAUGGCCAAGGUGGGGCAGGUGUACCACAUCGGCCACGACCCGGCCCUCCACGACACGGAAACUGGCCGUAAGGCCGAGUGCCGUGCGCUGAAUAUCACGGAGGAACUAGGCCAAGUGCAGUACGUCUUUUCCGACAAAACCGGCACUCUCACGGAAAACAAAAUGCUAUUUAGGAGAUGCGCAGUGGGCGGCCAGGAUUACUCGCAUAUGGGCGACAACGAGAAUCUGUUUCCGUGUGCGCGGCUUAAGGAGGACCUGCUCAUAGGUACAUUUCGACAUCGCUUACAGGAGUUUCUUAUUGUCUUAGCCACGUGUAACACGGUUGUCGUAAAUUCUCAACCGCAUCACGAUAUUAUGAACUCUAGCGGGGUCAUCGAGGAACCUCACAAAAACGGCACUUGCCCGACGAGAACGACGGAGUCGGACACAAACUCAUUUCCGACCGCUGCUUCGCCGCCGAUAUCAAUGUCUCCGAACAACGGAGCUAUUCGCACGUUAUCUCCGGUGUCACCAAUGAUCAGCACGGCAAAUACAUUCGACGACACGUCCAAGUUCCCGUUUAAACUCACUAGGCCGAAGUUGCUGAACGUAACGUCGAUACCGAGCCUGGGCAUCGGGCUGUUGGGCGGGCGCAAGCAAUCGCCUGACGGCCCGAAGAAGCGCAGCCCUCUGAGCCCGGUCGCCAUCGCGAGGAACGGCGACGGCGAGUUGCUGCCGAGUCCGGCGAUCUACGAGGCGGAGAGCCCGGACGAGCUGGCGCUGGUGCACGCGGCACGCGCGUACGAUGUCAAGUUAGUGAAGCGUUCGCCCCGCAGCGCGAUCGUGUCCUUCCCGGACAAGUCCACGUUAGCCUUCGAGAUAUUGCAUGUGUUGCCGUUCGACGCGAGCAGGAAGUGUAUGUCGGUGCUGCUGAGACACCCGCAUACUCGCGAGAUCGUGCUGUACACCAAGGGUGCCGACACGACGAUGUUGCCGUCGCUUUCAGCGAGCGACGAGAAUACCGUCGCCGCGGCCAAUAUUCGCCAGUACCUGCAAUCGUAUGCCCGUCAAGGCCUGCGCACCUUAGUAAUGGCACGUAGAACGCUGAACGAACAGGAGUACGAGGCGUGGCGUCAGAAGCACAACGAAGCGGAACUGGCAACAGAGAACCGCGAGCGUCGUAUACGCGACUCGUACACGAGCUUGGAGUCGCACUUGACGCUCUUAGGGGCGACCGGUAUCGAGGACAAGUUGCAGUCCGGCGUGCCCGAGACAAUGGCCGCCCUCGUCGGCGCCGGGAUUGUGGUGUGGGUUCUGACAGGUGACAAGCCGGAGACCGCGGUGAACGUGGCGUAUUCAGCACGGCUGUUCUCGCCGGCAAUGCAGCUGCUGCAGCUACAGGCAAGAUCCAAGUCCGUAGCUGAGGCGCUAAUACGUGGCUACCUGGAGUCAGCACGCAGGGAAAGCAUGAACAACGCAGCUCAUACGCAGGAAUCGACAGGUGUCAUGCAUCCCGCUAUGAUGUACAAUCGCGAUCCCGCGGAGAGAGACGCGCACAGGAUAGGCAGUCCAUGGUCGCGACAACGCGCUCUCGUUGUCGACGGCAAGACGUUGACCGUGAUUCUCGAUCCGCGAUCCGGUCUCACCGGCUCGUUCCUGGAACUCACGAAAACGUGCUCUAGCGUUUUAGCUUGCCGUGCCACGCCGUUGCAGAAGGCAUACAUAGUCCGCAUCGUUAAAAAGCAAUUAGGGAUGAGAACACUAGCGAUCGGCGACGGUGCGAACGAUGUCAGCAUGAUACAGACCGCCGAUGUAGGCGUAGGUAUUUCAGGUCAAGAAGGCACGCAGGCGGUGAUGGCCGCGGAUUUCGCGAUUUCCCGCUUUUCCAUGCUCAGCCAACUCCUUCUUGUGCACGGGCAUUGGUGUUACGAUCGUCUCGCCAGAAUGAUUUUGUACUUCUUUUAUAAAAACGCCACCUUCGUCUUCCUCAUAUUCUGGUUCCAGUUGUAUUGUGGUUUUUCCGGUGCCGUAAUGAUGGACCAAAUAUAUUUAAUGCUGUACAACUUACUGUUCACUUCGCUGCCACCUCUCGCUCUGGGUAUUUACGAUCGGUUCGCCGCGCCUCACGUACUGCUCUCAGCGCCAAAUUUGUACAAAAGGGGACGCAUGGGCCUAGUCUAUCAAUCGUAUUCUUUCUGGAUUACGAUCAUUGAUGCUCUGUAUCAAAGCAUCGUUAUCUUCUUCAUCGCUAAAGCCGUUUAUCACGACUCGACUAUCGACAUAUGGGAAUUUGGUACAACUGUUAUGACGGCGUGCAUCGUCGUCAUGCUGCUUCAUGCUGCCAUAGAAACUAGAUCUUGGACUAUAAUUCAUAUCGGUGCCAUCAUGGGUUCCUUGGGCGUGUUCUUCGGAUUUUGCCUAUUUUACAAUGCCGUUUGCGUCAAUUGUAUGGGUUUGCCCGGUUCCUACUGGAUAAUGGAAAAGGCUAUUACACGACACACGUACUGGCUCACAGUGGUGCUCACGUCAGUCGUUGCGUUAACGCCAAGGUUAGUAUUCAAAGCUGUCACCGUCGUUGCGCCGAGCAUCAUGCAGGUCGUUUCACUUAACGUCGCCACGAAGAGCACGCAAGUUCGCCGGCAGCGUAUCAGUCAGAGAGGCGAAGUGAACUUUAUCGCUGGAUGGUCACGCUCCUCGCAACACGCAACUAUCAGACCUGGCACAUAUACCAGUAAAAGCGACGCUCUCACAACCAUCGUCGCGUGACAGCCGCGAUCAUCAAGAUGAAACGUGUCUAUCUCAUUAACUUGGUAAGCCAACCAAAUGUCGAAAAGAAAGGAAGAAGUAGAAGACAUCCUCGUAAUUCUCUACGAAAAAUUUUAUGCGUUUUUUGUCGAUUUAGAGAACCUUCUGACCUCACUGAUAGCCACUCACUUGAUCCUUGAUGAUUCUUGACAAUCCUGCUAUAUCUUCUUUUAUAUAUAUAUAUAUAUAUAUAUAUAUAUAUAUAU
Molecule: messenger RNA, 5318 nt
Organism: Odontomachus brunneus
Lineage: Eukaryota; Metazoa; Arthropoda; Insecta; Hymenoptera; Formicidae
Product: probable phospholipid-transporting ATPase VD
Exons: 18
Coding region: 550-5073 (1507 amino acids)
Biological process (GO): phospholipid translocation
Cellular component (GO): plasma membrane
Molecular function (GO): magnesium ion binding; ATPase-coupled intramembrane lipid carrier activity; ATP binding
Source: RefSeq, a predicted model, not a curated record